Messenger RNA from Sungouiella intermedia, 1644 nucleotides. NCBI's taxonomy places the organism in Eukaryota, Fungi, Ascomycota, Pichiomycetes, Serinales, Metschnikowiaceae. The record is from the annotation of a GenBank genome assembly.
AUGACUGUUACUACUAGUGGAAAGUCGCUGGACAUCAACUACGAUGAAGACAAGAAGGUGCAAUCUUUGAAUGAGGUUGUUGCUAUCGAAUCUACUCAUAGUGGAGUCGAUGAAAUCUUUGGUGAAGAAAAGAGACUCAACAGAGGAUUAAAACAAAGACACAUCCAAAUGCUUGCUCUUGUGGGUGUCUUUGGUACCGGUCUUUUCUUGUCCAGUGGUUCAACCUUAUACUUGACAGGAAAUGUUGGAAUGUUGAUUUCCUACCUUUUCGUGGGAACUUUGGUGGGUUUGAACCAGUUGGCUAAUAUUGAGCUUUCCUGUUUUGUUCCCCUCACAAGUGCUACUGUGAGACAAACUGAACAUUUUGUUGAUGAGUCCUAUGGUUUUGCUUUGGGAUGGAUCCAAGUUUAUUCUGGCUUGAUGCCAGGUGAACUUGCUGCUACCGCAGUUGUGAUGCACUAUUGGAGUGAUUUGAACCCUGCGGUAUGGUUGUCUGUCUUCCUUGUUAUUAUUGUUGCCUUGAACUCCUACAGUAUUCGCUUUUAUGGAGAAGUUGAAUUCGCCUUUGGAUGUUUGAAAAUAUUGUUGAUCGCUGGCUUGAUCAUUUUGAGUAUUGUUAUCGACUUGGGAGGAGUUCCUCACAUUGACAGAAUCGGCUUUAGAUAUUGGAAGGAUUCUCCUUUCAAACCCAAGUACAAACUUGGAUCUGCUGGUAAGUUUUUGGCUUGGUGGAAGGCUUCGGGUUCGACAAUUUAUGCCUUUGGAGGUAUUUCUUCUAUUUCCUUCUUUGGAGGAGAAACCAGAAAUCCAAGAAGAGCCAUCUACAUUGCUGGUAAGAGAAUUUUUUAUCGUGUCUUCCUGUUGUACAUUUUGACUGUGUUUGGAUUGACUUUGAUCUUGUCAGCCAAUGACUCUGCAAUUGCUUCUCCAACCGGUGAUGCCACGGGUUCACCCUUCGUCAUUGCAAUCAAAAGAGCAGGAAUCAAAGGUCUCCCAAGUGUUGUUAACGCAUUGGUGUUGAGUUCCGCAUUUUCUGCUGCUAACCUUGCAUUGGUUCAAACAUCUAGAAACUUAUUUGCUCUUGCUUCUAAGGGCCAGGCUCCAAGAAUUUUCCUCAAGACCAAUAGCAGAGGUUUGCCAUAUUAUGGAGUCAUUUUGGCAGGAUUAUUUAUGCCUUUGUCCUACAUGAGUGUGAGUUCGGGAUCCGCCACGGUUUUCGGUUGGUUCCAGUCUUUAACCUCUUCGAAUUUAUUGCUUGGAUGGAUCUCUAUAUCCCUUGCACAUAUCGGUUUGCAGCGUGCCUUGAAAGCCCAAGGCUACACCCGUGACGACUUGCCAUAUAAGAUGCCAUUUGCUCAUGUUGGUGCAUACAUCCUGUUGUUCUUCUUCGUUAUCUUGUUGCUCACCGGCGGAUUCCCCAACUUCAUGAAAGGAAGGUUUGAGAUCUCCAGUUUCUUUAGCAGUUACUUCUCUAUUGCUUACUUUGCUGUCUUUUAUACUUUCUGGAAAGUCUGGAAGAGAACAAAGUUCAUCGCUCCAGCGGAUGUUGAUCUCCAGUCGUUAUUUCUCAAAGUCGAAGAGACUCCAGAGCCACCUCCACAGCCACUCAGAGGAUGGAAGUACUUGACUCUCCUUUGGUCUUAA